Messenger RNA from Selaginella moellendorffii, 856 nucleotides. Its product is annotated as PRA1 family protein A1. Lineage: Eukaryota; Viridiplantae; Streptophyta; Lycopodiopsida; Selaginellales; Selaginellaceae. The transcript has 7 exons. The record is from RefSeq and is a predicted model, not a curated record. The coding region runs from base 157 to 786 and encodes 209 amino acids. Gene Ontology annotation, cellular component: membrane.
GGCCACCGCGGAAAUUUCCCUCCAUCGCAAGACUUACCCUUUUCUUCGUCGCCCUAAAAAAAGGAACUCUCGAAUUAGGGUUUAUGUGUGGAUUCCCAGUGGAGCGACAGCGAUUUGCGAGACGCGCGAUCUCUUGGAGGUACUGGCCCUUAAGCGAUGGAUUGGGGCAAUGUGAAACUGGGGGAGCUCGUCGAUGCGCUCAAGGAGGUGGAGUGGACGACGCCGCCGAGGCCGCUAGCUGAAUUCUUCGCCAAAUUCGCGAUUCCAAAGACCAGGGCCAAAUGGGAGAGCCGAGUCAAGUGUAAUCUCUACUACUAUAGAACGAACUACUUCCUCUCCAUAGCUUUCAUCCUCUGCAUAGGCUUCAUCCGUAAUCCUCUAGCGUUCAUAGCGGUUCUCAUCUCGAGCAUUGGCACUGCGUGUCUCAAUGACAGCUUUGCCUUGUCCGUGAACGAGAGGCUAACGCGAGCGAUCCGAAGAUUAUCUCCUCCUCUUGCUUCAAAGAUGAGACCACCGACGUCUGUGGGAGUACGGGGCCGUCCUUUGAAAGGAAACGUGUACAUUUGUGGCACAGAUCGCAGGAUCGUCGUUUUAAGUAUUCUAUCACUGAGCGCGUUGUUUUGGUACAUAUCCUCGGCCUUCAAGACCGUCCUUUACGCACUCGCUCUGGGAUUCAUUCUCUCGCUUCUACACAUGUCCUUGCGGACUCCAAAUCUCAAGGCUCGCUUGAAUGCGUACCGCGAAGAGUUUCGCGCUGGGUGGCGUGGUUUAAACAGUGAUGCUUAAACGAGCUUUCCACUCGCCUCGAAGAAGGAAAGAUUUCUUCCCUAUAUAUAUUUUCACGGCCUUUUCUUUU